Molecule: messenger RNA, 660 nt
Organism: Eimeria tenella
Lineage: Eukaryota; Apicomplexa; Conoidasida; Eucoccidiorida; Eimeriidae
Exons: 4
Coding region: 1-660 (219 amino acids)
Cellular component (GO): membrane
Source: RefSeq, a predicted model, not a curated record
AUGGAGGAUCCUUUGCCUUCGCCGGGCACCACUUUGCUGCUGGUGCUCACUGGCUGCUUGAUGGCGGGCUUGGGAGAAACAAUUUGCUACUUUUUGGUUUAUUCAAAAGAAGAAUUCAAAAAGCUCCGAGACGAAAGCAGCAAACUCUGGAGGGAGUUCUACGCAAUUGAGGGAGAAUGCGCAGCAGGCGCUGAGGGCCGCUACGCGGGGCGGGCGGGGCGGGCGGCCACAGCGCUGCAGACGAAAAUUCAAAAGAAGACAAAGGCGAUGAACGCGCUGAAGCAAAAAGGGUACAUGGGCAUUGGUUUGCUGCUGCUGCUGCUGAUGCCUGCUGUUCAUUCUUACUUCGGAGGAUCUCCAGGAGCAAUAAGUCCAUUUCCUCUUUUCUUUCCCCUUUCGAUGUUUCAGCACUCCAGUGCAGCAGCAGCAGACCCCGCAGCAGCAGCAGCAGCAGCAGACCCCGCUGCAGCAGCAGACCCCGCAGCUGCAGCAGCAGCUGCUGCUGCUGCUGCACCAGGGCCCCCCCUCUGCAGCACUUCUGCUGUCUUCAUGCUCAGCAUGCUUCUCUUCAAGACGCAGCUGCAGGCGCUGUUGGGCGUGAACUCCCCCGCGAGUCUGCAGCAGCAAGCUGCUUUUGCUGCAGCAGGCAACAACAGCUAA